Molecule: messenger RNA, 2606 nt
Organism: Chelonia mydas (Green sea turtle)
Lineage: Eukaryota; Metazoa; Chordata; Testudines; Cheloniidae
Gene: SERINC4
Product: serine incorporator 4
Exons: 12
Coding region: 210-1751 (513 amino acids)
Cellular component (GO): membrane
Source: RefSeq, a predicted model, not a curated record
ACUCUUGAUGGAAAGACAAGAGUCAGCCAGAGAUCAUGGAUGGGGGUGGGUCUACCAAGCCUCAGCCAAUCACAGGCUGCUCUCUAAUUGGCUUCCACUUUGGAUAGUUUUUCCGAAGCAGGGAGGUGCGGGGGGCAUUUGCCAGUCUCCUCCUGUUCUACAGGGAUGUGCUGUUAGCAGGACAGUCAGGCCUGGACAGCCCAGGACUGAUGACCAGGAGGCUGGAGCAGCACAUCCGGCAUCUCCGCUGGGGAGCUGGUGGCUUCAGGCCUGCAGAGGGGAUGGUAGCCAGCUGCUGUAAGGCACAGAUCAGCUGCUGCUGCGGCCCGGCCCCCUGCGGCCCCUGCUGCUCCUGCUGCCCCAGCAUUAAGGUGUCCACGGGGAGCCGCAUCCUCUACACCCUCUUCCACGUCCUGGCCUCCACGGUGUGCUGCCUCGUGCUCUCCCGCACCAUCUCCGAAGCCGUCAAGGAGAACGUGCCUUUCUACGCCCUGCUCUGUGAGCGCCUCCCCCGGGGCAUGGACUGUGACAUGCUGGUGGGCUACUCGGCAGUCUACAGGGUCUGCUUCGGCACCGCCUGCUUCUACCUGACGCAGGCCGUCUUCCUGAUCAACGUGAAAUCCAGCAGCAGCUUCCGCGCCCUGCUGCACAACGGAUUCUGGUUCCUGAAGCUGCUGAUUCUGAUCGGGCUUUGUGCAGCAGCCUUCUUCAUCCCUGAUGACCGCUUCCUGCAAGCCUGGCACUACGUGGGCAUCUGUGGCGGUUUUGCCUUCAUCCUCGUCCAGCUGGUGCUGAUCACAGCCUUUGCCCAUACCUGGAACAAGAACUGGCUGCUGGGCGCGUCCCAGGACAAGCGCUGGUACCUGGCCGUGCUGCUGGCCACGCUCGGAUUCUACACCAUUGCCUCCGCGGCCGUCUCCUUCCUGUACAAGUACUACACCCACCCAGCUGGCUGCCUGCUCAACAAGGCCCUGCUCACCCUCAACGCCAGCCUGUGUGGGCUCCUGUCCUUCCUCUCCAUCACACCCUGCGUGCGGCUCAAACAGCCCCGCUCAGGCCUCCUGCAAGCGUCUAUCAUCAGCUGCUAUGUCAUGUACCUCACCUUCUCGGCCCUGUCCAGCCGCCCGCCCGAGAGAGUGCUGUACGAGGGGCAGAACCUCACCAUUUGCUUCCCUAGCGUCAGCAAGGACGGGCUGCAGACAGAAGACACCACGGUUGCCAUCCUGGGAGCCACCAUCAUGUACGCCUGUGUUCUCUUGGCGUGUAACGAGGCCUCCUACCUUGCUGAGAUGUUUGGGCCCCUGUGGAUGAUCAAAGUCUACAGCUUUGAGUUCAAAAAACCCUCCUGUUGCUUCUGUUGUUCUGACAAGACAGGGGAAGAGCUGGAAGAGCGGGUAUGUGAGCGGGAGGAGGGGCCUGCAGGGCGGCAGAGGAUCAUCUACAAUGAGCAUCAGCACGUCGUUUACAGCUACUCGACCUUCCACUUCGUCUUCUUCCUCGCCUCGCUCUACGUCAUGAUGACCCUCACCAACUGGUUCAGCUACGAGAAUGCGGAGCUGGAAACGACCUUCACGCACGGCAGCUGGUCGACGUUCUGGGUGAAGAUGGCCUCGUGCUGGGCCUGCAUCCUGCUGUACUUCUGGCUCCUCCUGGGCCCCCUGUGCUGCUCCGACUUCCGCCAGCGCCGGAGGGGCAGCCUGCGCCUGCUGCGACGCCGGCGCCCCCUCCAGCCGAUCAGCGUCUCCACGUAGCCCCGGCUGCUGGGACCGGACAAGGUGCUGGCUGCUGAGCUGCAGCCGCCCGGGGCGAGCGCUGGGCCGGGCAGCUGGCUGCAGGGCUAUGGGGAUGGAGGGACCGGGGCAGGGCCCAAGCAGCCAGUUCAGGAUCGGGGGGCAGGGCUGCCCGCCCUGCCUGCCAGACAUGGCUCUGGACUGGCUCCAUGUACCGAAGAGCCCCCAGGCGGGGCUGCGGACUCCGGCAAGUGCAGCACCCACCUGCCCUGCUCUGCCCACUGGCCUCGGCCUUGAGGAUGACCCACACUGGCUCGUCCCAACCACUGCCAUCGGGGAGUAGGAAACUGCUGAGAAAUCCAAGCUGGAGCCCAGAUCAGGUCCAGGGCCGCCCCUGGGCAGGAACUCCCCCAGCGCCAGCGGUCCGGGGACAUCGCCUCAGCAUGGAGUCUCACAACCAUCAUCACAGACACCUAGGCCGGACGCUGGCCUUCAGGGACCUCGCACAAGACUGGCUUGUCUCUAGCAGCUUCUGCUAGUCAGACCUGCCCCUCUCUGGUCCAGCCGGGGGCUCCUCGGGCAGGAUGUCUUUCAUGUGAGGCCCAGAGCACGGGGCAGUGGCUGGGCUGGGCAGUCGCCAUGCCCCUCACACCUCACCUGCAGCUCCUGCUGUCUUGGCCUUGAGAGGGCGUCUGUAAGGCUCUGCCCCAGCCUGCCUGGAGGCCUGCAGGUGCUGUGGCCUGGCUGCCCCACUUUGGUGACUGACUGUCCUGCUUCCUGGAGGCACACCAGCCUGCCCUCCAGUCAUGCAGUGCAAGGCGAGUGGGCCUGUAAAUAGCUCCAAGGUGACUGUUUCUACAUAAAGCCUUGAGCUGA